Messenger RNA from Mercenaria mercenaria, 685 nucleotides. RefSeq lists its product as uncharacterized. The transcript is spliced from 3 exons. NCBI's taxonomy places the organism in Eukaryota, Metazoa, Mollusca, Bivalvia, Venerida, Veneridae. The record is from RefSeq and is a predicted model, not a curated record. The coding region runs from base 34 to 336 and encodes 100 amino acids.
GCUGUUUACCAAGACUUGUUAAGAGGUAGCGCUAUGUUGGUUUCUUGUCAAGAUGACGGGACAUUCAGAUUGCAUGGUUCGUUCCGACAUAACGAUGAGUUGUACCACAUGAGCCACUCUAACGUACUCGAGCCUUCUCCUCACCAUUAUGUUCAGCGUACCCCACCCACCAACAAAAAAUUCAAAAAUGACGGUGUCAUGCCACCUCAAGAAGUCAUUGACGAACUACGAAUGUCGGGAUCUUCUUCCCGCCAACGGAGGGACGACCCACCCAUUCCUGGUGGAAACAUUGUGGAGCUUCUAUUCACCGUUGAUAAGGCAUUUUACAAGGAGUAAGUAAUCGUUGAAAAAUGUUCUUCGGUGCUAUAUAUUUUUACAGGUUCUGUUGUUUAGUCAUUUAUUUCUUUUUUCUUAUCUAAAUUUAUUUUCUAAUUGGUUAAGACAGUCUUUCUCACAGCGAGAUAAUUACGACAUUUCCGCAAUCCUCGGUUACAGAUUAAAGUGGAAAUUGUGUCGCCGAAAGUAGAAAGACCAUCUUUUUUUUGUUAUGACGGAAAAUCAUCUCUGGUAUAUGUCUAAUAAUUGCUUCAAGGCUAGACGAGAACUUUGAUAGAAAAACAGAUCGUUCGCAAGCCACCCUGACGUUCAUUUUAGCUCGUAAAUAUUCGUAACUUAAUGUGACUCG